Molecule: messenger RNA, 1342 nt
Organism: Phytomonas sp. EM1
Lineage: Eukaryota; Euglenozoa; Kinetoplastea; Trypanosomatida; Trypanosomatidae
Source: the annotation of a GenBank genome assembly
GGUGCGAAGACUUAGGAAGAACUUAGAUUAACAAUUCAAGGCUUCUAGAUGUCGGAGCGGAAGGUGAAGUCGAGUUUCAAAGAGCCAAUUGGGGAUAAGGAUAUUCUUCAGCGGCCGAUAGUUGGCAAUCGCAAGUACCAAGGCGUGAAGGCGGUUGUAGAGACGGGAUACACGGCCGAGGUCGCGGAGUACAUCCACAGCCAGACGGUCCGGCUAAAGCGGCAGCCUGGAGAGCUCUUCCAGCGUCUCCGCACGAGCACGGUAGCAAACAACCUGCGCAGGCAGCAGCUGCCUUCAUUUUUGCCUCCGAUGGCGGAUGGCGGCUAUGCUAGGCCGAUGGAUGAGUACGGCGGCACCUCGGCUGGGAUUCUAGCCGGCGUUGAUAAAAAAUACGACAAGGUCGACCUUCUGCUGUUAGACUGCCGCAGCGUUGAGGAGUAUGAGAAAUGCCAUAUUCUUGGCGCCCUUCACUACCCGAGGAUACAUUUGAACCACUCGAUGCGUCCAUUCCUGCCGGAGAUGUACGCCUACAAGAAUAAGAUUGGAAAGUAUAUUGUGGUGUACGACUUUGACGAGUCGAUCGCGGUGGAGAUUUCGAAUAUAUUAUGUGAAAAAGGCAUCGACAAUAUUGGCAUGAUCGCCGGCGGGCUGCAGGAGUUUCUGUAUGACUAUAGUAGUCUAAUUACUGGCGAGCCCCCCAUGUUGAUAAUGCCCCGGGAUAUCGCACUGCAGCGUCGGGCGGAUCAGAUCACCUUGGCUCGUAGCGAGGCGAGAAGUAUGAUGUCUCAUAAGCCGAAGAGUUUGUCCAAUAGUCUGGCCAAGCUACGUAUACGACGGCUAUAAGAUCCAUCCCACGCUUUGUUUUCCCUCCAAGCGCAAGGUUUGGAUGGGAGAGGAGAGGAUUGUAAAUUGAUGCCGCGUUACUUCUUCGAUUGUGAGCGUUGUCAUGUAGGUAGAAGUGCUUAGUGGAAUAAGCUUACAUGACUAAGUGUAAAGUCACUGUGAGAGUAUUUUGUGUAAAUUUCUUUCAUUUUUAUAUUAGAUACACAGGCAUUUUCGGUUUCGAUCUCCAGAGCUGAUGUCUAACUGAGUUGCAACAUUGCAAAUCCUGUUAUUCUUUUGUAGAUGAGUUAGGUCGCUUUAGCAGUUAUUUUUCCCUACGCCUUCUCAGGCUUGCUUUAUUUGUGGGGAAAAGACAUGCAAAAUCACCCGUAUGUACGUGCUUUAUUGUGGGGAAGGUGAUAAUAAGCUUCUACCCAUAGCAUCAUUGCUUAUAUACUAAUAACUUCUACAUUAUUUUAAGAGUGCUUACUUUGUGUGUAAUGUUCUACAACAUGAUGUG